Crotalus tigris (Tiger rattlesnake) is the source of this 2370-nucleotide messenger RNA. RefSeq names its product Krueppel-like factor 1. The coding region runs from base 1 to 1416 and encodes 471 amino acids. Lineage: Eukaryota; Metazoa; Chordata; Lepidosauria; Squamata; Viperidae. Gene Ontology annotation, biological process: regulation of transcription by RNA polymerase II. Gene Ontology annotation, molecular function: RNA polymerase II cis-regulatory region sequence-specific DNA binding; DNA-binding transcription factor activity, RNA polymerase II-specific. The transcript has 6 exons. The record is from RefSeq and is a predicted model, not a curated record.
AUGUUGGCCUCUAUUCUCUGCGAAAACACCAAAGGCUUGAAGCACCGAAGCAGGCCAAGAAACCAAAGACUUGCUAGAUCUUUGCGAGCCCGUUUCCCCACCCAUCAAGAUGUGUUUUUUGUUUGUUUUCUGGACAGUAGCAUUUCUAUCCAAUUUUCUGUCAUCUACACAUUUGAUCACGUCUUCAUUCAAGUGAUUAAUAAAACUAUUGGACCAGAGCUGUUCCUUGUGGCAUCCCUGAAGAGCCUCUUGCACUCUGCUCCUAUAAUUCUACUUGUUAAUACUGGUAGCAGUAUCCCUGGUUCUAUGAACACAUCUCAUAAUUUUAUAGUUGCAGGUCAGAGCCUGAAUAUAAGCAGUGGAGAUACUUGGUGGAAGACAGAAGACUGCCCCGAAACUCCAUCUCUGGAGUUCUUGGAGUCAAACCAACCUGAAGGGAUCCAACAUGUCAAGCAGGAGCAUGAGGAAGCCUAUUGGGACCUUGACUUUCUCCUAAAAAAUUUUUCUACCUCAGGGCAAAAUGCCAGUCUUUCUCGAGUUGACCAAGAGGACCAGACCUCAGUGUCUGCUGUCUGUCAGACAGUGUCAGUUGAGGAGGAAGUCAGCAAAAAGCUCCCAGGAAGCCUCAAGGUUGCAGAAGUUCCUGGUUCCUCAAGCUCGGAAGUCCAGUUCCUGCUAAAAGAGAACUCUGUGAACUGUGCCCCGAUCCCAGCCAGUUAUUCCCAGGAUAUAAUAGAGCCCAAUAAGAGUCUAGUAUUUUCCAACAAUCAAUUGCCACACUUUGCCCAGGGAGAUCCUGUGGCUCUUGUUGCAGCAGGGCAACAGCCCAGGGAGCCCAGACAAAAAUCUCUCGGGCAAUAUUAUCAUGUAACCUGUGAAGCCUAUGUACAGCCAAGUCCUCACUUGCUAGGCAAACAUGCUUCUUACAAUCAGUUUCCACCAGCUGCAGUGGCUUCCCAGCUGCCACACUGCAGUCUGCUGAAUGGUUACCAUCCUUUCUCCCAUAACCCAUAUCAAGCCCGAGUUCAAAUGUACCAGACAGAUUCUGUUCUCCAUGCUUUGCCACUCCUUGGUUUCAGGAAACCACCGUCACCUACUAGAGAAGCCAUAGCCAAGCCUAAGAAAGGACACAAACAAUGGUCCCACAAGCGGCCUGCUAGUCAUAUCUGCAGUCAUCCCAGUUGUGGGAAGACAUACACCAAGAGCUCCCAUCUCAAGGCUCACCUUCGCACACAUACAGGAGAGAAGCCAUAUCACUGCACUUGGGAAGGAUGUGGUUGGAAAUUUGCCCGUUCAGAUGAGCUGACUCGCCAUUAUCGUAAACACACAGGACAGCGUCCAUUCAAGUGUCACCUCUGUCAACGUGCUUUCUCACGUUCAGAUCACCUCUCUCUACAUUUGAAGAGACACGUGUGACAAAUAAACAUUUUGGAUUGCAAUAGAUAUUCUAACUCAUAAGGAAACCUCACAGUGGGAUAGUGAUUGUGGGGUGAGGGAGGUAUCUCUGCAUGUUUCCAUUUCCUACAAAGAAGGCACACCUGCCUUUGUCCCUUGGGGUAUUAGCCAAGAGAAUGUAAUGGAGACUAGUUACCUAGUUGGACUCCCAGACUGAAGGGUUUUAGCUGUGUUAUUCUAUCACUACUAAAAAAAACAUGAUACCCAUAUUUUGAAACCUAAAUUGGGCAUUCUUGUAUCUUUUUCUUCUCUUCCUACUAAAUAGCAUUCAAGUUAUUUCUAAGACCACAAAGCUAUUGUCAUCUAGGCUAUAGAAGAACCUUUUAUAUUUCAUUGAUCUUGCAUUAAGAAGAGAUCACUUUUUCCAUAGCCUAAAACAUUCCUGUAGGUAUGAUUUACUUUGGUUUAAUGCCAGAGAUAUGAGAAAGGGAUCUGAGGCAGCAGUGAAGCCAACGCAAUUAGUCUAAUGCAUUCUUAGAUAUAUUUUCUGAAUACAUGAAAUUGGAAUAAGGGCUAGGGUCUAUAGCUAUCAGUAUUAAAAUGAAGGCAUUGAAGUUUCCCUCACUGGCAGAUCCUGGAAAUGAGAUUUAUUUUGAUCUUCUAUUAGGAUCAAAUGUUGAAGGAGCUGAUGGAGUAGUCCUUUUUCCUGGGCUAAAAAAUAAGGGAACAAAGGAGUUCCUUUAUUGUAUCUGGCAUAGUUUUAUUGGUGAAAAAUGGACACAUCUGCAUGUAUCAAAUUAUUCCUUUUUUAUUAUGCUUUUGUAUCUUUUGAACUGAACAACCAUGAUGUGAAGGAGAACACAACUUUCCUUUUUUAACAGUUGUGUGCUGAAGAGUGUAAUUUUUUUAUGCAAAUUAGACUUGCUGAAAGGUCUACAUCUUGCGAUUAUUAAAAGGCCACCAUCCAAUGUCAAA